GACACCAUGAGAGCCCUCCCCGCUCCCGGGAUCCGCUUCCUUCGCUCUUUCCCCAGGGACAGCUGGUAUCGAGGAUUAAUUCUUCUGCUGACGUUCCUGUGCUAUACUAGCUACCAUCUUUCACGGAAACCUAUUAGCAUUGUAAAGAGUGAACUGCAUUACAACUGUUCUUCGCGAGGAGUCAACCCGCACAAUGGUUCAAACAGCACCACAUGGUGUGACUGGAAGCCGUUUGAUCAGGACAACUACAAGGAGCUCUUUGGAGCCCUGGAUAAUGCCUUUCUGGUUGCCUAUGCUAUAGGAAUGUAUAUCAGCGGGAUUUUUGGCGAGCGCCUCCCAUUGCGCUACUAUCUCUCUGGAGGGAUGCUGCUGAGUGGAUUAUUCACUGCCUUAUUCGGACUGGGAUACUACUGGCAAAUCCAUUACCUUUGGUACUUUGUGAUUAUACAGGUCUGCAACGGUCUGGUGCAAACAACCGGCUGGCCCUCCGUAGUGACGUGUGUCGGCAACUGGUUUGGAAAGGGGAAACGAGGUUUCAUCAUGGGCAUCUGGAAUUCACACACGUCCGUAGGAAACAUCCUGGGAUCCUUGAUCGCGGGCGCUUGGGUUUCACAGGCGUGGGGCUUGUCAUUCAUUGUGCCUGGGAUCAUCAUUGCCUUCAUGGGAGUCAUCUGUUUCUUGUUCCUCAUUGAAUAUCCAGAAGACGUUGAGUGCAACCCUCCUCUUCACCAUUCCAGUUCAGAGGAGAAAGGUCUGGAGGCAGAACAUUCCAUCGGCGACGGGAGCCUGAACGUGUCCAACAGCAGCAAAGAAAACAUCAUUGAUGCGGUCGAAAGUGCAAAAGCAUCAACAGAGGGACGGGAAGCCAUCAGUUUCCUUGACGCUCUCAGGAUACCUGGAGUGGUGGAGUUCUCCUUUUGCCUGCUUUUUGCGAAACUGGUCAGCUACACUUUCCUCUACUGGCUGCCGCUUUACAUCGUGAAUGUUGCUCAUUUCAGUGCGAAGAAGGCUGGAGACAUGUCCACUCUCUUUGAUGUUGGUGGCAUCAUCGGUGGUAUCCUUGCUGGCCUUAUCUCUGACUACACUGGUGGUAGGGCCACCACAUGCUGCGUGAUGCUCAUUCUGGCUGCCCCCAUGUUAUUUCUGUACAACUACAUUGGCCAAAACGGACUCGCUACAUCGAUAGUGAUGUUAAUUAUCUGUGGAGGCCUGGUCAAUGGGCCUUACGCUCUCAUUACGACAGCAGUGUCAGCCGACUUGGGUACUCAUGAAUGUCUCCAAGGAAAUGCAAAGGCCCUCUCCACCGUUACAGCCAUAAUCGAUGGGACAGGAUCCGUAGGUGCUGCUCUCGGGCCCCUGCUGGCAGGGCUGAUCUCGGCCUCAGGCUGGGACAAUGUCUUCUACAUGUUGAUAUCCGCGGACGUACUGGCUUGUCUGCUCCUUUCACGCAUGGUAUACAAGGAAAUACGAGGAUGGUGUGGCUGCUACACAAGAAAGAGAGGCUUUAAGGAAUUUUGACACCACUCCUGAAGCCAGAGGAGCCUGAAGAGACAACAGGGGCGAGCUUUGCAUGGGAGGGACAGUUUCGUGGCCCCUCAUAAGUCCACGGUGGGAGAAAUGAACAAAGCUGAAACGAAGAGGAUGCCA
Molecule: messenger RNA, 1647 nt
Organism: Euleptes europaea (tarantolino)
Lineage: Eukaryota; Metazoa; Chordata; Lepidosauria; Squamata; Sphaerodactylidae
Gene: SLC37A2
Product: solute carrier family 37 member 2
Exons: 18
Coding region: 7-1518 (503 amino acids)
Biological process (GO): phosphate ion transmembrane transport; glucose-6-phosphate transport
Cellular component (GO): endoplasmic reticulum membrane
Molecular function (GO): glucose 6-phosphate:phosphate antiporter activity
Source: RefSeq, a predicted model, not a curated record